Messenger RNA from Silurus meridionalis, 1535 nucleotides. RefSeq names its product leucine zipper transcription factor-like 1 (gene lztfl1). Gene Ontology annotation, cellular component: cytoplasm. The record is from RefSeq and is a predicted model, not a curated record. Lineage: Eukaryota; Metazoa; Chordata; Actinopteri; Siluriformes; Siluridae. The coding region runs from base 296 to 1210 and encodes 304 amino acids. The transcript has 11 exons. Gene Ontology annotation, biological process: negative regulation of protein localization to cilium.
AAUCGCUUUCUGAAACAACUCGUUAGUCCCGAGUCAAAUGAAAGUGAACGACUCGUUAAAGAACGAGUCAUCACUAGCAGCAGCAGCAGCAAAGUGACGCUGUUCGGUUGCCAGGAGCAACUUAAACAGAGAGGGGGGGAAUACAAGCCAGAUAACGUAGUUAAUUCAUAUUCACUUUAAAUACCGGACGAAAACGAUUGACUAGAGUUCACGGCUCUUUAUUUUGUUGUUCCCCCCUGUUAUGACACUUGUUUACAGUUUGACGUUUUCUGCAUAAAGUCUGCAAUUUGCUGCGAUGGCUGACUUUGGGUUUAGCGAACAUCACCAGAACGAGGUCAUAAACUAUAUGCGAUUUGCUCGCUCUAAGAGGCUCCUGCGACUUAAGACCAUUGACUCAUGCUUUCAGGAACUCAAAGACAGCAGACUGGUUGAGGAGACCUUUACGGUGGAUGAGGUGUCGGAAAUGUUGGAUGGGCUGCAGGUGGUGGUGCGUGGAGAGGUGGAGAUGGAGCUCAUCAACACUGCCCACACCAAUGUUCUGCUCCUGCGGCAGCUCUUCUCCCAGGCUGAGAAAUUUUAUUUGAAACUGCAGACUGAUAUCUCUGAGUUGGAGAACAGAGAAUUACUGGAACAAGUAGCAGCAUUUGAAAAGACUGAUUUCAAAUCCGGCAGCAAGGUAAAUCAGGAAUCCAAUAAACCCAAGUUAGCCCCACUGAAUGAGGGAGGAGUGUCAGAACUGCUUAACAAGGAAAUUGCCAGACUACAAGAAGAGAAUGAUAAACUGAAAGCUAGAGUCAGAAUAUUGGAAAGUCAGGCCAUGAAUGCCCUAGAUGAGAAGUGUGAGGCUGAGAGGGCCCUGACUGAUCUUCAGAAAAUGCAGGGAGAUCAGCAGCAUGCCAUGCAAGAUAAGGAGAUUUCUAGACUGGAGGACACUGUGGCAGCCAUGCAGAUUAAUUUUGAGAAGACACUCAGCACCAGUUCUGCAUCACAAAAGGAACUACAAAACAGCCUGGUGUCCGCUAAACAUGAGCUGCUCCGUGUUCAAGAUCAGCUUGCCCUUGCUGAGAAGGAACUAGAUAAGAAGUUUCAACAGACAGCUGCAUAUCGGAACAUGAAAGAGAUUCUGGGUAAGAAGAAUGACCAGAUUAAGGACCUCAGGAAAAGACUGCAAAGGUUGAAGCACAGUCAUUUAACUGGAACAGAAAAAUAGAAGGUUUAAAACUGGCUGAGAAACAGACAAACUCUGCUACUAAGAUAUGAGUCUGAUGAUUGAAAUCCUGAAUCAUAGAAAAUGGCUUGUGAGAGGGCGCUUUAUGGCUCCCACUUGGUAAUUCAUAUUCUGUGUCUCUCAGUAUGUCAUCUUGUUUAUGUACCUAGUACAACAUAUAUAUAUAUAUAUAUAUAUAUAUAUAUAUAUAUAUAUAUAUAUAUGUGUGUGUGUGUGUGUGUGUGUGUGUAUUUAACUCUGCAAUUCAUUGUGUAGUAUGAUGAAUGCCAAAAGGCUCUGAAUAAAGAUAGUUUUAAUAUCAUCAGUA